This is a messenger RNA of Vittaforma corneae ATCC 50505, 1026 nucleotides long. RefSeq names its product ATP-dependent rRNA helicase RRP3. Lineage: Eukaryota; Fungi; Microsporidia; Nosematidae. The record is from RefSeq and is a predicted model, not a curated record. The transcript has a single exon. Gene Ontology annotation, molecular function: ATP binding; nucleic acid binding; RNA helicase activity. The coding region runs from base 1 to 1026 and encodes 341 amino acids.
AUGGGGUUUGAAGAAAUAAAGUUGAACGAAAAGAUUAUCGAAAAAUUGAAGAAUAGAGGAAUAGCCGAACCGACUGAAAUACAGAGAAGAACAUUUCCAUCGGCUGCAAAUGGACACGAUCUAAUUGGUAUUUCACAAACUGGUUCUGGCAAAACUUUUGCAUUUCUUUUACCAAUAGUUCAACAGAUACUCUUAUCAGACAAACCAUUUCAUGCUCUCAUUUUGGUGCCAACACGAGAACUUGCACAACAGAUAUUUGACAUACUCAGUAUUUUUGACGGAUUGAACAUUAGGCAAGCUCUUCUUUCCGGUGGCGACAAUUUCAAUGAACAGACAAAUGCACUAAAUAAGAAGCCACAUAUCGUAAUUGGAACACCAGGAAGAGUGGCUAAACAUAUAGAGAAGACUAAAAAUUUUCAUAUUGAAAGGAUUAGAAAGUUGAUAUUUGAUGAAGCUGAUCGCUUUUUUGAACAAGAUUUUGUUCAAGAUCUUGAAAUAAUAUCAAAAAAACUCAUAAAGAAAAACCAAACUUUAAUGUUUACGGCUACACUAACAGACAGAUGUAAAGAUCUUGCCAAUAUUUUUAUGAGAUCGCCCAGAAUAUACUCUAUUUCUGAAAAUCUUGUUCAAAUUCCUACGCUUUUGGACAGCUUUGCAUUCAUUCCUGAAAAAUAUAAGCUCGUUGUACUAUACAACCAUCUUCAGGAAUAUAAGCACAGCUCUGUUAUUGUUUUUGUAGGUCUCUGCUCUACUUCUCAAAAGGUUGGGCUCACUUUAGCAAAACUAGGACUACCUUGUGAGUAUCUUCAUGGAAAACUUGUGCAAUCAAAGAGAAUGAAUACAGUUAAAAGAUUUAGAAACAAAGAGUUCAGUAUUUUGAUUUCAACAGAUGUGGCUAGUCGAGGGCUGGAUAUUCCACAUGUUGAGCUUGUCAUUAAUUUUGAUUUGCCUGACAAUUCAAAGAUUUAUACACACAGAAUAGGUAGACAGCCAGAGCAGGCAAAGAAGGUCUUGCAUUUUCUUUAG